AUGGAAAAUUUGCGCCGUGAUUUGCGUGAUGCUGAAGAAGAACUCGCACGUGUGCGCCAAGAACUGGACGAGAAGACGCACGAAUUGAGAGAACUGCGCCGAGCCCUUCCUCUCCCUGACCCAGAGCGACUUUAUAAAAAUAUUCUCGAUCUUUGUCACGAAUUCUACUCUUGCACUACGAGGACAACCGAAUUGGACAACCGCAUCAACGCUUUGCGCCGAUCAGCUGACAGUAACGAAAAUCGUCUACAUGAAGUCGCCCUGCUAGAGCUCUCCGUGGAGAAGUUGCGCAUCGAGAUAGUGUUCAUCCGAUCUCAACUUCGCACCUUCUUCACCGGGCCUGCACUAUUGUGUGCUGCGAAAGUUAUUACGAUGGAUGUCUGGCGUACGUGGAUGGACCGUCCACAUCGGAACGAAGCCGGAGACCCCCUCUUAGUGCGGCCAGAAGUCAUUGAACUAGUUGCCUCGGAUCAGCUUCAUCAACUUGAUCGCAAUCGUCAAACGCUCGUCGAACUCCGGGCAGCGAUCAUGGAAGCAGAUCGUCAAGACACCCUCGACUUCCAAAAUCACAUGCGAGCGACUGUUGCAAGGCUUCAGUCUUCUCUGGAUGCAGCUUUGUUUGCCAUGGAACAACAACGUGAAGCGCCUACUGUCGGUGGCCGUGUCCAGGAUGAUAAGGCAAUGGACGAUCCUCAUCAUGAAGAAGUGGAAGAGGUAGCUGUUCUCCAAGAACGAGACUCUCCGCAAGGUUCGCCUGCGCCGGAGGGCAUAGCUAUGCACGAUCAAGAAAGAGAGGCAAUCCAGGAAAAUGCCGAUUUUCUGGAAGAAGUCGAGUUAGAGGAAGAAGAAGCGAUCGAAGAAGAUGGUGAACCGGAGGGAGACGUACAUGAGCGCGUGCGACAAGAAAACGCCAACAUGCGAAGACAGAUUGAGGAGGAAAUCCAGCAACUUCAGCAAGCUCGCAGCAAUUUUCGUCAAAUCAUUAAUGAUCUGCGCCAACAUCCUACUUGUCCGCCAAGAAGAUAUGGCUAUGGAGCAAUCAGAAAGGACAAAGAACGACGCAUGCGUUGCUCCUUUUGCAGAGCACUCGGCAAGCAUUAUUCGGAUUCAUGUGACCAGAUUACAUCUGUUUAUGUGCGCCGCCGAAUGAUCGACGACAGAGGAAAGUGCCCUGAGUGUCUUGAGUAUUGUCGUGGAGGAACCAGCUGUGUGAAAUACUUCGAGCGCUGCUUUCACUGCGGUGACUACGAGCAUCAUUCUGCUCUGUGCGAGUUACCCGAUAAAAGCGACGAGAUCGG
Ostertagia ostertagi is the source of this 1298-nucleotide messenger RNA. The record is from the annotation of a GenBank genome assembly. NCBI's taxonomy places the organism in Eukaryota, Metazoa, Nematoda, Chromadorea, Rhabditida, Trichostrongylidae.